Peronospora matthiolae is the source of this 660-nucleotide messenger RNA. NCBI's taxonomy places the organism in Eukaryota, Oomycota, Peronosporomycetes, Peronosporales, Peronosporaceae. The record is from the annotation of a GenBank genome assembly.
AUGACGUCCUGCGUGAUCCAUGUCCACGACCUCCCGCGUCGUCUACACAAGCGCCUGCAGUCGUCACUACCGGUCGGAGGUGCUGCCACGGAAGCCUCGUCAGCUCCAAGGGACUCGGUCACAAGCGAGGCGCGGCUCAAAGUGUGCAAGCGCCGGAUCGAGUCGUCGCCGCGCUCCGCAAUGACUGUCGAGUCGUUGGGGAGAGAGACCGCUGUAGUCACGACGUCUAGGAGCGAUGCCGCUGGUAAUGUACAGUGGCCGAGCGUCACCGGCUGCGAGGGUGUGCGCAAGGCGCUCACGUUCCUACGGACGUCGCGACAGCACGCACUCAUGCUCAUGCUACAGAACCACUGGGAGCGUGCGAUGGGCGUGCUGGAGAAGAUUGAGAAAGCGACGGAGAGCGUCAGUGAGCAACGACGACAGGUCGUCAUUAAGCAGGCAAAUGCUGGCCGGAACUCGCUUGUUUGGAAGCUCCAGGAGCUGGAGGUCGUGGCCCCACAGCGCGUCGUGCGCUUUCGUGACGAAGUGGCUUUUGCCAUUGCAGAUGAGAUGGACCGUACGUGCGACGUCGUGGCGGAGCCCUUGCGCGAGGAGAUGCUCGUGUUGCGUGCGUCGCGCAAGAUCCCACAGGCAAAUCUGUCCGAGUUCUGGAACGAGUAA